AUUUAUUUAGAUUUUAGGUUAGUUUUCUUAUAUUUAUUUACAUUUAUUUAGAUCUUUUCUAUCAAUUCAAAAUUCCACUUAUACGAUGUUUGCAAUCAUUCUUCAAACCAUUUUUACAUAACUUUACAGUGACACGCAGUGGUAUAAGCACGACAUCGGUGAAGAUGAGUAAAAGUAUUCCAGAUCGGUGGAUACCGUACAAGGCAUGUGGCAAAGUAAUAGAGGGAACAAGGAUUGUUUGCUUCAAGGUUCCUCUCAGGAAGGGUGUCCAGGAACACAAUAAGGCUAUAAAAGAAAUAUGGGACAUCAAAACGCUCCUGAAUAAAUUGCCAAAUUUGGGAGCUGUCGUGGACCUAACCAACACGGCGCGCUAUUAUAAUCCAGGGGAGCUGCGAGAAGCCGGCGUUAUGCACAAGAAAAUUUUAAUGCCUGGCAGAAUAAUACCGCCCGAGAACAAAGUGACACAAUUUAUGGAUACCAUUGACGAGUUCUUGGGAAAAGACUGCGACAUCCUGAUCGGCGUACACUGCACGCAUGGGCUCAAUAGGACAGGCUACAUGGUGUGUCGGUAUAUGCGCGAUCGUCUCGGGAUACAGGCCGACGAUGCCAUCAGCAGGUUUGAAAAGGCCAGAGGUUACAAGAUCGAACGUGAAAACUACGUAGCAGAUCUUAAGGGAAAAAAGGCGCCUCCUCCUGAUGUCGGCAAGCAAGAUACUAUGAUAAAACCGAUCAACGACCAUGACCAAGAGGAUGGCGUUUCCAAACCCAGACAUAACAAACGAUGGGGAUUUAAUAAUCGGUCUGAUUAUAACAAUCAGUCUGGGCGUAGUAAUUGGCGGAAACGUGACAAUCGGUCGGAUAAUGAUAAUGAUUCGGGAUAUGGCAAUCGAUGGGGUAAUGACAACCAGUCGAGGUAUGACAAUCGGUCAGGACAUGAUAAUGAAUCGGGAUAUACUAAUCGGUCGGGAUCUAGUAAUCGGUAUGACAAACGAUCUGUACAAUACAGAUCGCCUCUAGAUCAAUGUGACGAUAGUCAGCAUCAAGACGAAGAACAGUAUAAUGGUUUCAGAAAACGAUUUAAAUAUAACCCUUUCAAUCGUAAUCGAAAUGGAAACAACAGUAAUGAUAAUACCUCCGGUAGGAGUAGUAGCAAAUGGGAUAUGUCGGGGGCGUCUCAUAGACCUCGUUAAAUUAAGAUAUGUGUCAUUUUCAAUCAAAAAGGUACUUAUUGUCGGUUGUCAACAAGGCGCUAUUUCCAUAUCGCUUCUAUAUGAAAUAAGCCUUAUCGACAAUCGAUAAUGUGGUACCUUUUGGUUGAAAUCGUCACAUAUGUAUAAGCAAUAUAAAAGUUUGACGGUUAGAUGACAUCUUCGGUGUACAUAUUUUGACGCAAGGUUCUAUGGCCAGUCGUAAACAUACAACAAUGUCAAACAAACUGGCAAUAUAAUUUGUUCUAAAAUUGACAAUUUAAAUAAGUAAGUAAGGUAUACGGUCCAAACAAAAAGCAUAAUAAAUUUCCAUGUUUGUAUAAUUAGUUUAAUAAUCAGCUGCUGGACGGUAAUUUUUUUACAACAUUUAUAGAUGAUUUUUUAACAUGAGAGCACAUAGCUUAUCAAAUCUGUAGGUGCCCACAAUAUGACAAGGAGCGAAGUUUGCCUUUUUUAUUGAAUUUAAAUUGGCUUUUUAUAUGCACAUGUAAAUGUUUAUAUUGUACAUAUAUGUACCUAUCUGUUCGAUGAUGCUAGUAUAAAUUCUAAUGUUAAAUUUUAUAU
This is a messenger RNA of Cydia splendana, 1772 nucleotides long. It is a transcript of the gene Ptp-h, whose product is annotated as RNA/RNP complex-1-interacting phosphatase. Gene Ontology annotation, biological process: dephosphorylation. The coding region runs from base 165 to 1190 and encodes 341 amino acids. NCBI's taxonomy places the organism in Eukaryota, Metazoa, Arthropoda, Insecta, Lepidoptera, Tortricidae. The record is from RefSeq and is a predicted model, not a curated record. Gene Ontology annotation, molecular function: polynucleotide 5'-phosphatase activity; protein tyrosine/serine/threonine phosphatase activity. The transcript has 8 exons.